Messenger RNA from Candidula unifasciata, 4686 nucleotides. NCBI's taxonomy places the organism in Eukaryota, Metazoa, Mollusca, Gastropoda, Stylommatophora, Geomitridae. The record is from the annotation of a GenBank genome assembly.
AUGUUGAAGUGCAUUCCUUUGUUUCGAGCCUGCAACAGGCAGGUGGGUGGGGUAAGGGCGAACUGGGACUACCACGCCCAGACGAUGUUUCGCUUGCCCGCAUCUAAAACUUUUACGGGACGCAAACCCACAUUUUCCUACACACACUCACAGACUGAAAACACAAAGGACAUGUUGUUAGUUACACUUACACUCUUACAAAAAAAAACUGCUGUCAGUAGUUAUUGUUUGGUACUUGAAAUGUUUGUCAGUAAGAUUUAUGAAAUCCCAGACAAGAUCAAGCUAUGCAAGAAUCUGCAGGUGUUGGAUUUCAGCAGUAAUCCGCUGACUAAAGGUCUGCCCGAUGGAUUACUGCAGCUGCGUAACCUGACACAGUUAGGCCUCAAUGACGUGGCUCUACAGAGACUGCCCUAUGAUAUCGCAAGUCUGACUAGCCUGGUGUCCCUGGAGCUUCGAGACAACAUGCUCAAGAUUAUCCCACAGUCCAUCUCCUUCCUCAUCAAGCUGAAGAUUCUAGACCUGGGCAGCAACGACCUGGAGACUUUGCCUCCAUCCAUCGGGUCCUUGCCUGCCCUAGAGGAGCUGUGGCUGGACUGUAACUAUAUCUCUGAGCUGCCACCGGAGAUAGGAAACCUGAAAAAGCUGUCCAUUUUGGAUGUCUCUGAGAACCAGCUGGACAGACUGCCAGAGGAGAUUGGAGGACUGCAGAGCUUAACUGAUUUAUGUCUCUCACAGAACGGGCUGGAGUAUUUACCAGAAGGCAUAGGCAAUCUCAAGAAGCUGGCUAUUCUCAAAGUGGACAUGAACCGACUGUUGGCCUUGACCCCACAGAUUGGCAACUGUGAAAAUAUGCAAGAACUGAUCCUCACAGAGAACUUGCUGUCGGAUCUUCCCGUCUCUAUAGGAAAGCUGAAGAACCUGCACAACCUGAAUGUGGACAGGAAUAGGCUGACUGAGAUCCCUGUGGAGAUUGGCAAAUGUAGCAAGUUGGGUGUCCUAUCACUUCGGGACAACAAGCUGCUGCGUCUGCCUCAGGAACUGGGCAACCUCAGCAAGCUACAGGUCCUGGAUGUCUCUGGCAACAGACUGGAGUACCUGCCCAUCACCGUGGCCAACCUCAACCUGAAGGCACUGUGGCUGUCGGAGAACCAGGCUCAGCCCAUGCUCAAGUUCCAGACAGACUUUGACGAGAGGACCGGCCAGAGGGUUCUCACCUGCUUCCUGCUGCCUCAGCAGGGAUUCCAUACAGAGAGCAUGGAAAAUCUACUUAAAGGUAGCAUAGCCACAGAAGGCAGUCUCACAGAGAAGGGAGACAAGGUGAGGGACAGCGUUCGCUUUGAUGAGAUUGAGAAAGGAGACACUGGAGGCGAUUCUGAUGAUUCUAAUCCAUUUGUCCGCCAUGACACACCUCACCCGAAGGAUCUCAAGGCCAGACAUACCAAGUUCCUCAAGGACAAGAACAUUGAUGGACAUGUGAUCCCUCAUCACGAGAACAAAGCUGAGAGUGGGACAUUUGUGCCGUCACGAGACCAAGAUUCUCACUACUCCGAUGACGAGGAAGGUCCAGGGCCCUACUAUCGAGAUCUACAUAAAGAACCUCCACCUGCCACUCAUCUCAACUCAACCUACACAAAAUCAUUUGACAACAAACAGCCGUCGCCAAAGCCUCGACCUCCAGAAAUUAUCAUAGCUCCAGAAUUAGAGGGAGCCCCUCCACCAGAAGUACCCUCAGAAUCCUCCUCCUCAGAAGAUGAACUGCCAUACGAGUCACAGCCGCUGAUCACCAACAAGACACCCACACCCAUGGUUCAUAUAGCCAACGAAGUCGAUGAGAUUGAUGACUCCAGAGAUGUGGACACAGACCAGGAGAAUUCAGGCUCUGAGAGGCUUCAUAGAAGCUCAGACAAGGAUUCUGACAAUGAAAGUGUUCUCAGAGACCGCAAGGUCGGCUUCGCCCCAGACUCGGAGAAGCUCAGCGAGGACCACAAGCUGAGGCGCAGGGACACCCCUCACUACCUCAAGAACAAACGAGUCAAUAAGGAGGAGGAUGCUGAACAGAAGGUUCUGGAAAUUCUGGCUCAGGCGGCUAAAAACCGAGACAAUGCUGCUAUGUCACCCGUGGUGAAGCCGCCAGAGCUGGAGGUCAUGUCGGUGCAGGCUCCAGCGACCCAGCAGAUGCCGGUCAAGGUCCAGGAAGAAGAACUGACCACUUACAUCCACAGGGAACCUGGACAAGGGUUAGGCAUCAGCAUUGCUGGAGGCAAGGGUUCUACACCAUUCAGGGGUGAUGAUGAGGGCAUCUUCAUCUCUCGUGUGUCGGAGGAUGGUCCCGCAGCCAAGGCAGGGAUCCUCAAGGGAGACAAACUGUUGAAGGUCAACGAGGAAAGCCUGGUCAGUGCUGACCACUACAAGGCCGUGGAGGUACUCAGAGUUAUGUGUAUAGACCUGUUUUCCCCCUCAGGUCUCUGUUGUGCACAUUAUUGUAUAGAGUUGUUGUUUGUGUGUUUGCAGGCAACAGAAGCAGAGGAAUCUACCCAUACAAAUAUGACGACAGUCUCCUUCACUGCUGAACCUGAGACGGAAGUUUAUGGUGAGACGGUGACAACCACUUUAAUCCGCGACCAUACUGGACUGGGCUUCAGCAUCGCAGGGGGUCGAGGGUCGGUGCCGUUCAAAGGAAAUGAUAAUAUCUCCUGCACAUCUAUAAUCUGUCAGCUGUAUGCGAUCUACAUCUCCAAGAUCACACCAGGAGGAACGGCUGACAAGGACGGCAAGCUGCAGGUCGGGGAUCGCAUUGUUUCUGUGAGUAUCUCAUCUCAGCUCUCAUUACCUACUUCAACCCACUUUCCCUUUGGGCUGGACAGGACAAUUAAACUGGUUGUUUAUAGAGAAAAAGUGGUUCCUAAAGAUGGCAAGGCAGAACCCCCAGCCGCAAACAGCCAUCGAAUACCCACGAUUACCCAGCCGGUCAUUAACUGGCAGCAAAGCAGCACCUCACCUGCCCGGACACCUAGUCCAGUGGGAGCUCAGCCUCCGCCUAGGUUGUCUCCCCAUGCUGGCAGUGCAGUAUCAUAUCAUACUCAGCCAUCCACGCCCCUCACACUCUCUAGUCCUGUACAAGUGUCUGUCAGGACUAGCACUUCAGCCAGCGGGCCCAGCCCCACCUCUCCACACAGCUACAGCCCAGACAGGACUUCAUCUGGCAUCGAGACAAGCCCCACGGUUCAGGCGGUGGCUCCGGCAAGUCCAUUCUCGUCUGCUGUCCCCACUUCGUACUCCUAUCUUGUGCAGCCGGCUGCCCCUACAGUAACACUGCCAGGCCAGGCAUCUCCAUCUCCCAUCUCUCCUAAAUUCGGAGCUAGGACUCUUUCUUCAGAAUGGGCCACCCAGCCCACUUCUGUGCAACCACCGAAGUUUGUUUACCCAGGUUAUAGCAAAACAUCCUCGUCACUAUCAUCGACACCAUCCACCACCACUACCAUGGCAUCGAUAUCCACAUCACCAUCUUUAUCGGCCCCAGCAUCAGAACCAGCACAGUCCCUCAGUACGAGGACUUCCACCUCAUUGUCCCCCUCACAGACUGUCGUUUCUCCAGUGGUGCUACAAGGAACUAGAACGACACCCAGCUCAAAUGUAUCCUCUGUCACAGCUGGACCCUCUUCAAGUCCGCCUGAUGCAGCAGCAACUCUCAAGAGGUUUCCACCCCACUCCGUGCCCCUGGAGACCCCAGAUGAGAGUCCAGACUCUAAUCAACAGGAGUUGAGGGAUGGAAGCCUCUCACCGCAGCCUUACCCUGUAGAGGACGUAGUCAUUGUGAAAGCUGGAGGUCCUCUGGGACUCAGUAUAGUGGGUGGAGUGGACCACUCGAGCCAGCCUUUUGGUGGGGACCAGCCAGGAGUCUUUGUGUCCAAGAUUGUUAAAGAUGGUGCAGCAUCAAAAACAAAUCUUAGAAUAGGGGACAGAAUUCUGUCUGUCAACAACAAAGAUCUCCGGCACGCCACACAUCAGGAAGCUGUCAUGGCACUGAUUACUCCAACAUACGAGAUCCACCUCAAGGUCCGGCACGACCCUCCACCUCCGGGACUACAGGAGUUAGUCAUUGUCAAAGAUGCAGGUGAAAAACUGGGUCUGUCAAUCAAGGGUGGAGCUAAAAAUCUGACAGCUCCAGACAAGAGUGAUGAGGGUAUCUUUAUAUCCAGGAUCAACGAAGGCGGGGCUGCUGCUAGAGAUGGACGACUCAAGGCUGGCCAGAGAAUAUUGGAGGUGAAUGGCCAGUCCUUGCUGGGCAGCAGUCAUCAAGAGGCAGUUCGAGCCCUGCGCAGUGUGGGCGACAAGAUGACCAUCCUAGUGUGUGAUCAGCCCCCAGAGAAACCUGAGGGCAACUCUCCCGGAGAGCUGUCAUCUCCCAGUAGCCAGGGCGGCUUCCUCUCCUCGCUUCACGGGUCAGUGUCCAGCAUCGACAAGGUGGACGAGGAGACUCGUUUCAUACAGCAGGAGCAGGCCAUUGUUAAGGAGACCCAGGAGUGGGAGAGAGAAGAUCAGGUACUCAUCAACUUUAUUACAAACUUAUUGACAAUUAUGAUACAACAGGCCAAUCAUUGUGGAAAUGAAACAGCUGUGGAAAAAAGUAGCUAUCAUAGGAUAGCUAGGAACUAUCAGACAAGAUUGAAACUUCUAUACCACAGG